Molecule: messenger RNA, 1704 nt
Organism: Penicillium lagena
Lineage: Eukaryota; Fungi; Ascomycota; Eurotiomycetes; Eurotiales; Aspergillaceae
Product: fungal specific transcription factor domain-containing protein
Exons: 2
Coding region: 1-1704 (567 amino acids)
Biological process (GO): DNA-templated transcription
Cellular component (GO): nucleus
Molecular function (GO): DNA binding; zinc ion binding
Source: RefSeq, a predicted model, not a curated record
AUGUCGCCUAGUUCGCCUGCUCAAACCCGGGAAUCCUCAGAGGUCACCGCACACUUCAGAGCUCGGUCGCCACGGCACGAAGAGACUGAUCAAAGCCCCAGCUUCCAGCAUGGCCUCCAAAUCUGUCUGGAUCAUUUCUUUGAACGGCAUUUUGCAAGCGACUUUUGUUCAUUUGACUACCGGCUAGACUUUGAGCACAAGUGUAGACAAGAUACCCUCCUCGCUUCAUCAGUUAUAGCGCUAUGUGGCAGGUACCUAGCGCAGCAGGAUGCGCAAGCUCUCUUCGGGCUUACUUCAGCACGUCAAGUCUCGCGAAAUUACUUACAGAAAGCCCGGUAUCUGGCCAAGGUGAAAUCGGACGAGCCAAGCGUUUCACAUAUCCAGGCCAAUCUCAUAGUCGCCAUGGCAGAGCUUCUCGCGAACUCUGGUGCGCGUCAGUGGCUUUUCUCAGGCACAGCCAUUCGAAUGGCUGAGAUCAUGAGACUCAACAAGGAGUUUCAUCAGAAACACACACCCCGAGACCAAGAGAUCCGAAGACGCACCUUUUGGGCAUGUCUUCUCUUCGACAGGGCACUAGCAUACCUGCUUGCUAAGCAUCGAACAAUUAAUCUCGACACCGUCUCUAUUGCUGUGCCUAGUGCUGAUGCGUCACUAGUCUACCAAGAGGAGACUAGAGGUGUGAGCUUAGACGAGCUGGCUACUCAGCGUAGACCGUCAGAUCUAGGUCUCACUCCGUACUUGAUCAAGGCCAUCUGCCUUUGGAGUGACCUAGCUGACUUCGUGGUCUACUCUCGUAGGCGUCUAGACUGGCACCCUCCGACUGACUCUCGAAGCACCCUCUUUAUCCAGCACGCGUCCCUGCGCUCCUGGGUCGACGAGCUACAUCCGAGUCUCCGUUGGAGUGCUGACAACUAUAAGAACCAAUGUGCCCUUGGUCAGAAGAGUCCCUUUGUGGCGAUGCAUUUCAUAUUGCGCUCAGCCUCGUGCGUCGCCCAUCAAUCCUAUCUGCCUCAACGGACGGCCUAUACUAUGCUUGUCGACAUUGUCGACGCUGCUGGUUGGUCAUAUUUUCACAGGGACGAAUCGCUCAUCAAGACUUGCGUGAACAGCGCUCUGCAGGUUGGGGAGAUGCUCUCAUAUUUGAUGGACGAUAUGGAGCAUGAGUCCUCAUUGCAAACCAUUUGGGUGGCCGCCUCAAUUCUUAUUGCUGCCAACACAUUUCUUUGGCUUCAAUACGCACGAGAUGAGACAUUUUCAGACGAGAAUAUGGUGAAGGAAGCCAAUCAUUACUUCAACCUCGUCCGUCAGGUCAUGACAUGCUGGGUUUCUGAGUGGAAAGCCGCGAGGCAGUGGCUUGGCGCCCUUGACAUCAUGCAUGACCUGUAUAAAGCAGCUUACCUCGGCGAGGUAAGUGAGAAUAUUCUUGUCGGGCGAGACAGCGGCAGCGUAGCCGCAAAUUCGCCCGAUUCUGAAAAUGAAGACGAGGAGGACGCGGCCAACGAUUUUCGGCCACAGCCUGGCGAUGGGUAUCCGUCGCUCAUCUCCCUGCCGAACCUGCAGGCUUCAGUAAAAUUCGCCACGGGGGAUACGUCUGCAAAGUCAAUAAGCGUACCAUCGAUAUGGCUACAACUGUCAGGUGGUUGGCCGCACGGAUAUAUGGGAGCGGAGAGCCUUCUCGAAGCGGCUGGGGAGAUCGAUAUAUAA